Messenger RNA from Blastocystis hominis, 1688 nucleotides. RefSeq lists its product as hypothetical. Gene Ontology annotation, biological process: protein phosphorylation. Lineage: Eukaryota; Bigyra; Opalinata; Blastocystidae. The record is from RefSeq and is a predicted model, not a curated record. The coding region runs from base 212 to 1642 and encodes 476 amino acids. Gene Ontology annotation, molecular function: protein serine/threonine kinase activity; ATP binding. Gene Ontology annotation, cellular component: cytoplasm. The transcript has 3 exons.
GAUUGUUUCAAUGCUCCGUUUGAAGGAAGGAAUUUUAGGAAACAAGGACCAGAAGCCCGCAAGAAGAGCUUACGUGAGUAAACCCGCUCCGGCCACCGAGAAUAAGCAAACUGCUCAGCCCCAGAUUUUGGGAAGAUUAAAGAUGGGUCACCGUGUGAUUCAGUUGAAAAAGAAGUUGGGACAGGGAGGUUACGCUAUUGUGUACCAGGCGAUGGACGAGGACACGUACAAGGAGUACGUGCUCAAGAGAAUGGAUUGCAAGACCCCCGAGAUGGAGAAGCUGUUGGAUAAGGAGUUCAAGGUGCUGCGUAUUGUGCGCGACCACCCGAACAUUGCGAAGAUCUACGCUCUGCAGAAGCGCAAGGCUCCCGGCGGCUGGGAGGCUCGUGAGCUGAUGGAGCUGUGUCCGAUCGGUCUGUUCGACUACCUGAAGGUGCUGGAGAAGGACAAGAAGUACCUUCCCGAGCAGGACAUUUGGGAGAUGAUGUACGAUCUGGUGAACGCGAUCGGCUUCAUGCACAAGCAGAACCCUCCUCUGGUGCACCGCGAUCUGAAGCUGGAGAACGUGAUGCAGGGGAAGGACGGUCGUUGGAAGCUGAUCGAUUUCGGGUCGGUGGUGUUCGGCACGGUGAAGCUGGCGACGAAGGACGACGUGGACCGCGAGGAAGAGCAGAUCGAGAAGUACACGACGCAGAUGUACCGCGCGCCCGAGAUGGUGGACUUCUUCGGAGUGAGCGAGAUCACGCCGAAGACGGACAUCUGGGCGCUGGGCUGCAUUCUGUACACGCUGAUGUUCCUCAAGCAGCCGUUCCUCAACGCGAGCAAGCUGGCCAUUCUGGGCGCCAAGUACACGAUCCCGCCGCGCCAUCGCUACUCCGCCGAGCUGGUGGAUCUGCUGAAGCGAAUGCUGACGCCGGAGCCGGAGAAGCGCGCGUCGGCGGUGGAGCUGUUCAAAAUAAUCAAGGCGAAGGUGGGGAAGCGCGUGCCGCGGCGCGUGCAGAUGGUGGCGAGCAACUUCCACGACGACGCGGUGUCGGAGGAGGAGGAAGAGUCGGAGUCGGAGUUCGACGAUGAAGUGAUCACGGAGGUGGGAAGACCGAAGCGGAGAGGCGUGAUGGGCAAUCGGUCGCAGCCCGAUCGGAUGCGAUUCCGCGAGAGCAGCGAUGACGAUGAUUACAGACCGAGAAAGAAGAAGGCGUCGCGCUAUGACGAUGACGACGACGACGACGAUUACAGACCGAGAAAGAAGAAGGCUUCACGCUAUGAUGACGAGGACGACGAGGAUGAUUACAAGCCCAGAAAGAAGAAGGCGUCGCGCUAUGAUGACGACGAGGACGAGGAGGAAGAGGAGCGUCCGCGUCCCAAGAAGAAGCCCGCGAAGAAGGCGUCGCGCUAUGACGAGGACGAGGACGAGGAAGAGGAAGAAGAGCGACCCAAGAAGAAGAAGCCCGUGAAGAAGGCGGCUCGCAAGGUGGUGGAAGAAGAGGAAGAGGAGGAAGAAGAGCGUCCGAAGAAGAAGGCGGCGAAGAAGCCCGCCAAGAAGGCCGUGCAGGAAGAAGAAGAAGAAGAAGAAGACUUCGGAGAAGAGGCCGAGGAACUCCAGGCCGGAACCCCCAUCGAGGAGGACUUCCUCAGCUGGUAAACCUAGCCCUGCCGCUGCUGCUGCUGCUGGUUGCUGUUGUUAUGUG